Messenger RNA from Paraphaeosphaeria sporulosa, 2209 nucleotides. RefSeq names its product alkaline phosphatase-like protein. The transcript has 5 exons. Gene Ontology annotation, molecular function: arylsulfatase activity. Bases 359 to 2209 code for a protein of 616 amino acids. NCBI's taxonomy places the organism in Eukaryota, Fungi, Ascomycota, Dothideomycetes, Pleosporales, Didymosphaeriaceae. The record is from RefSeq and is a predicted model, not a curated record.
CGGAGUGCGAGCCUCAUUUCGUGCCUGUCGUCCGAACCUGACCUGCUCUGUUCCCGCCAGCUUCAUUUCCGCUCCUCCUAGUGCAGCCGGGCGAAAGCUCCGUCGACGACCCCGAGGACGAGGUCUUUCAGGGCUCCGCGUCUCGCACGUUACAGAUACUCGGCGUCGGCAAGAUUGCCUCGCGCUAAGCAAUAGAGCGAGAAGAGGGGAAGUACGCGACGGGAGUCGGCCGCGCGCAUUCUUGAUUCGAUCACGCCAACCUCACCUCUACCACAGAUAGCAACGCACAGCCCGCAUAGACCUCCCACGCGAGUGCCAGAGCAGAGUUCUGGAAAUAUUUUCAUAAGUACGCUUAUCGAUGACCAUGGCAGAAAAGAAGCGCCCAAAUUUCCUCAUCAUCCUAGCAGACGACCUGGGGUUCAGCGACAUCGGAUGCUUCGGCGGGGAGAUCGAAACACCACAUCUCGAUAAGCUCGCCCAAAAAGGCAUCCGCUUCACCGACUUCCACGCCGCAGCAGCAUGCUCACCCUCCCGAGCCAUGCUCAUGACCGGCACAGACCAUCAUAUAGCCGGCCUAGGCAACCUCAUCGAGUGGACCAAUAUCUCCGGCCAGAACGAUCCGAGUGGCAAGAUGUCGACUGCCCCUCAGAGAGGGAUGCCGGGAUAUGAAGGGUAUCUGAAUGAACGUGUUGUCGCUGUGAGCGAGGUUCUGCAGGAUAACGGCUACGCAACUCUCAUAUCGGGAAAGUGGCAUUUGGGACUCACGCCUGAUCGUUCGCCGAAAGUACGAGGGUUCGAUAAAUCUUUUGCGCAUUUACCUGCCUGUAGCAAUCACUAUGCCUACGAGCCUCAGCUUGAAAAAGCCGCAGGGGACAAAAUCCCCGACUUCAUGACGAUGUCAUUCAUCGCGCUGCACUCCGAGAAUGGCGAGUACGUGCGCAAACUCACGGAUGGCUGGUACUCUAGCAAUGGCUACGGUGACAAGCUUAUCUCGUACCUCAAGGAAUGGCGCGCUGAAAACCCAAACGAUGAAAAACCAUUCUUUGCGUAUCUUCCAUUUACCGCACCACACUGGCCACUCCAGGCGCCGAAAGAAUUCAUAGAUAAGUAUCGAGGCGUAUAUGAUGAGGGGCCGGACGUGCUCCGCGAGAAGAGGUUGAAGAAGUUGAAGGAGCUGGGCAUGAUCAAAGAGGAUGUAACGCCGCACCCAGUUGUCGCAGACGAAGUCAAGGCGUGGUAUGAGAUGUCGGAGUUUGAGCGCAAGAUGUCUAGCCGCGCUAUGGAAUGCUUUGCGGGGAUGGUGUCGUGCAUUGACUACAACGUCGGUCGCGUACUCGAUCAUCUUGAGGAGACUGGCGAGCUAGACAACACUUUUGUGUGCUUUAUGAGCGACAAUGGAGCGGAGGGCGCCGCAUACGAAAGCUAUCCCAUUGUCCAAGGCCAGAUGAUGGGGCAUCUGCAGAAAUACUACGACAAUAGCUAUGAGAACUUGGGAAAUGGGAAUAGCUUCAUUUGGUACGGCCCGCGCUGGGCACAGGCCGCUACUGCGCCGAGUAGAUUAUACAAAGCCUAUACCACAGAAGGUGGCGUCCGCGUUCCCUUCCUCGCUAGAUUUCCCACCGACACCCUCGACGCAAGUAAAGUCAACAGCAUCACCGACAACUUCGCGACUAUCAUGGACAUCAUGCCGACAAUCCUUGAUAUGGCUGGCGCAUCGCACCCAGCGCCGCAAUACCGUGGUCGAGAAAUCGUCUCGAUGCGCGGUAAAUCCAUGAUGCCCUUCAUCCGGGGCACCACCCCAUCCAUCCACGAAGCCGACUUCAUCCAAGGCUGGGAGACCUGCGGACGCGCCGCCGUCCGCAAGGGCGACUUCAAAAUUGUUUUCAUCCCCAAGCCUCGCGGGACAGAAACGUGGCAGCUGUACAAUCUCAAGUCAGACCCGGGCGAGGUGUUCGACCUCGCUGGAAAAGAAGAGUACAAGGCCGUGUUUGAGGAGUUGAUGCAGCUGUGGGAGCAGUACGUGCUAGAGACGGGGGUCGUGCCGUUGGCCCCGGAGCUGGGAAGGUGGCUAGCUGCUAUGGAUGAACAGAUGGUGGAGGAUGCGUGGAUUGAGUAUGAGUAUUGGAAGGAGGGGGCGAGGGAGGAGCCGAAGAGGUUUAUGAAGACGCCUUGGCGGUAUCAAGGGGAGAGAAAGGUGGAACAGAUCUGA